CCACGAUUAUGAAUGACUCUCUUCGACUUUGCGCGUAGUAACGUAGUAGCUAUCGUAAAUCAAACUUUAUAGUUGAAUAUUCUGCUCUUUCAUCUAUGGAAACGGGUGCUGUCUGCACUUCUUGACACUUUGAAAUUCAACGUUGGGAGGCUCGGCUCGUCGUGACGCCGGAAGUCAUCGAGAUCACCGAAGAGAACCUGAGCUUCCGGUAUAAAAAAAUGCUGCUGAGAUCAGCAAUUUUUGAGAUGACCGGGAAGCAGAGCUGAAUGCCGAACUGAGCACAGGAUGGGUAUAGAAUGUGGCACGAAGACACUGUGAAAGAUGAGCCUAGCUCAAGCUCACAGCAGUCAACUCCAAACAGGACUGAAAUCCAGCCCAGAGUGGGUUCCACCAGCGGAUCUGGCAGUGAUGGAGAUGGAUAUGAGGGGGCAUGGGAUUGUGGGCUGUUCCAAGCUAUCCAGCCCUAUACUCCAACUGCCCCCGGGGAACUGGCAUUGCUUCAAGAUGAUACUGUCAAGCUCCUGAAAUUUGGCCCACAAGGUUGGGCAAAGGUGUUCAAUACAAGAGCGCAUGAUUCAGGAUAUGUUCCUGUGAAAAAUCUCAAACGUCUUCCUGGUGCUGAUGGAGCGACUCCACAAUGGAGGAACCCAUUACCUCCUCCAGAUAUAGUGCCACAUAACGGACCAGACUAUGUGCAGUACUCCCCUCAAGUGCCACCUAAAAGCAGUGUGUCUUCUGCUCUGUUACCCACUGGAUCUUUGGAACCCCAGUAUGUUGAGCUGGUUCGUUCAGAGAGAGAUGAAACUGGUCAAGGAGAUGGCUCAUCCCGACAAGUUUAUACUCAUAGACUGGUUGACGUUUACUUCCUAACACCCGUCCUCUGCAACCAAUGUAUUGAUUACAUUUGGGGAGAAGGGCGAGUCGGCGUCAAAUGUGAAAACUGCCACGCGUGCCUCCACAAUGUGUGUGCCCGGUUGUCGGCGGGUUUGCCCUGCCAGCGCAACCCCGACGCCGUGCCGCCCAUCACCCUCAUCAGAAACAAGCGCAUCUCGGAAUGGACGUCCGCCAACGUGGUGGAGUGGAUGGCGGCUCUGAAUAUGUACAAUUACGUGGACGUCUUCAAGUCGAAAGACGUGAAGGGAGCCGACCUGCUGCAUUUGGACAAGGACAAGUUACUGAACAUGGGUGUCAAGGACGAAUUCCAUCAAAAAGCCAUCUUAGUCUGCGUCGAGGAGCUCCAGCACUGCCCCGUCCCGUACGAACCGGACGACAACUCCUGUGAUACCGCAAACACUCAUAACAUGCGGCUGUACAGUUUCUCCGAGUUGCAACGUUGUGAUAAGUGUGAUAAAUUCCUGAGAGGGCUCCAGCACCAGGGACUCAUCUGCCAUGACUGCGGGCUCGUCGCCCACCGGACGUGUUCAGCCACCGGCCUCCAGCCGUGCGUGCCCAGGGCGGGCCAGCUGCAGAGGGUGCCCGCCAGCCCCGCCUUCGGGGUGGCCCUGUGCUCCGAGUUCGACCCCCGCGAGCAGCCCGCGCCCCGGCUGGUGCAGCUCUGCGUGCAGGCCCUGGAGACGCACGCCAUCAACGACCAGUCCCUCAACCUGUACAAGCAGUACCGGUCCACGCCGCCCCCGGAGCGCAUGGGCUCCCUCGUCAGCCGCCUCAAUGAAGGCGACUGGAACCACCUGAAACUCUGCUCGUACGAGCCCAGCGUGGUGGCCUGCGUGCUGCACAAGUACCUGAGGGAGCUGCCCGACCAGGUGAUCCCCAUCAUGUGGUACGACCGCUUCAUCGACGCGUCGCGGAUCCGCAACGACGAGCAGUGCACCCAGCGCCUGCUGAAGCUCGUGGAGGACCUGCCGCUGCACCACCGCGCCACGCUGUCGUACCUCAUGGGCCACCUGGUGAGGAUGUGCCAGAAGCAGCACGCCCGCGGCCACCACGAGCCCCCCACCGUCCUCAUCCAAUCUCUGUGCCAUGUGCUGAUCCGGCCGCCUUGGGAGCGCAUCAUACAAGUUGUUUACAACGCGGAGGCUCACAUCAGAAUAACGGAGCUGCUGUUGAUGCACGGGCCUUGGGGAGAGGUGCUGCCCGAGUUCGCCAGGGCGCCCGCGCUGCCCCCAAGGAAGCUGUCACGGUCUGGUGGCGGCCCAGGCGGCCCAGGCACCCCAGGGUUCCCGGGGUCGCCGGCGCCCGGCCCGCCCGGCACACCGCUCGCCGAACACGAGGCCGAGAAGGCGCCUCCCGAACUGCCGUCGCUGGAGGAGUCCGAGUGGUACUGGGGGGACAUUUCUCGGGAGGAUGUUAGCGACAAGUUGAUGGACACUCCAGAUGGCACAUACCUUGUGCGUGAUGCUUCUAAUAAAAGUGGCGAAUACACUCUCACAUUGAGGAAGGAUGGCACAAACAAACUUAUCAAGAUUUGCAGUAGGAAUGGCCGCUAUGGUUUCUCAGACCCAUUUAAAUUUAGUUCAGUCCCAGAGCUCAUCAAUUACUAUAAAUCAAACUCUCUACUACAUUGUAAUCCAACGUUAGAUAUCAAAUUGAGAUAUCCUGUUUCUCGAUUCCAGCAGGAGGAUGAUGGGAUGGGCACUGUGGACAUAGAAAAGCUAGGAGAAAAACUCAGAGAGACUCAAAAAGUUCUCGAAGAUAAAUCAAGUCAGUAUCAUAGAAUUCAGGAUGAUUUUAAGAAAUCAUCUCAAGAGAUUACAAUCAAACAACAAUCAUUAGAAGCGUUUGGAGAAGCUAUCAACUUGUUUAGAGAACAGAUUAAAACCCAAGAAAAGUUCCAGAGAGAAGCACAACCUCAUGAAGUCAAAGGGUUGAUGGAUAAUGUGGACGUUCUGAAACAACGUCUGAAGUCACUGGAAGACAGCAAAACUCAACUAGAGCACAAUCUCACCCAGCAAAAAACAUACAACCGGACUCUUGAUCGAGAGAUGACCAGUCUGCGAUCAGAAAUUACAAUUUUGGUACAAACCAACAACAAGCUCGUAUCACGCCUGCGAGUUUUGGGCAUUGGGAACCAGCGUCUGCAACGCUAUCUCGGCAACGAAGCUGCUGUGCUCCCGGACACUGACGGAUGGCCGCAUCAUGAUGAGAAGACAUGGUACUUGCCGAAGUGCACUCGCACGGAAGCGGAUCGCAUGCUAGCGGGUCGCCCCGAUGGUACUUUCCUUAUUCGUCAGUCCUCAACUUCAAACAAAUAUGCCCUUUCCAUCCAGUGUAAAGGAACAACAAACCACUGCAUCAUUUCUCACACAGAGAAAGGAUAUGGUUUUGCUGAGCCUUUCAACAUUCACAGCUCUCUUAAGGCACUAGUUUUGCAUUAUGCCACAAGCUCACUUGAAGAGCAUAAUGAAGUUCUGAAGACAACUUUGCAAUAUCCUGUUAAUGCAAAAAACUUUUAUUGAAUUUUCUGUGUAAUUGGCUUCAGCACUGCAAGGUUGCCUGAAUCUAAGGACAACCUGCCACUCUUGCAAAACUGAUGAGUUCCCCCUGUGUGGUACUCAUAUAUCCAAACACUGCCAUCAGUGCUUUGCCAUUAACAUCUUUUGGAAGUCAAGAAUAUAAGAAAUCUUGAAGAAAUGUUGCUUGUGUGCAAUUUUGCCAAAUUAUGAAAGUAAGCUGCUAUUGAUCUAAGAAGAAAAACAGAAACAUUAUUAUUCUAUUGUCAGAGUUCACUCUGUGUAGUCAUUUAGUGCUAUCAGUGCAGCUUUUUAUUCAAGGAAGUGUUGUUUCCUUGGUGUCUUGACAUUCUCAACUGCGUUGAAUUAAAUGUGCAACACAUUGUGACAUUUUCCCUCUCACAUUGGAUGUGUAGUGGCAAGCUGCUGAAGAGACAUCAAAAUACGUACUCGGAGGUGUGCAAGAUGAAGAACUACAGAUGUCUGUGAUAAUGGAUUUAAUGGCAUGAUAUUAAUGCCACUAGUUAGCUUUUGUACAAAUAUGAUCAAUAUUUGAUGAUUAAGGAAGAGAUCCACCGAUAUACUGGCUGUGUGUCUGUGCAGUGACAUGCUAGUGUAUGUGUGUUUGGGUGUCUGAAACAUGAGAAGGAGAAUUCUAGUAAGUGGUGUGUGGAAGUAUGUGGUGUAUGAAAGUGUAUGACUGGUAAAUAUAUGUUUUAGCGGUAUGAAUAUGAAUGAAUGUUACAAUCUAGAAAUUCUGAUUUAAAAUUUUUAUACCAAGCAAGAAAAAAAUGCAGAGUCAGAAUCAGUUAUUAUUGAAUAGUGUUAACAGAAGGUGCAAGAAAAGGUUGAGUGAUACAAACCUGCUUCAAUUUUGUAGUCCUAGAUGUAUGAAUUUGAUAUUUUCGCUUCUGUGUGACUUUUUUUAAUAUGGCCGAAUGUUUUGCUACUAACUUACCUGUCUUCUUAAGUGUACUGUUUUGGUCAAUCUACCCGUAUUUUUAAUUUGUAGGGAGGCUGAAUCAUAGUAUCCAGUUUAUACGUCUUUUAAAAAAACUAUGUAUUUACAAAGUAAAUUUUUGUUCUAUCUUGUCACUUAUUGUCUUGUAUUAAAGUGGCAAAAUAUGGUCUUUUUUUUGCAGUUAAAAUAUAGUGGUGGUCUCCCCGGUGCCUAGACAACCGGAUUGCUAGUCCCACUUUCUUUGUAUUAACCCAUAAAAAGGGCCAAAUUUUGACUGCUCAAAAGCCUUAAAAUGGUAAUAGCUUGUGCUGGUUAUUAUCACCUCUAAAACACGACUUUAUUUGUGGCUACUUUUAAAAGUGCUCAGAAGCCAUUGCUUUGGCUGAUUUAAUCUGUUUAGAUUGCCACAUAAAUUCUACGCAUGGUGUAUAUGAUGUUCAAAAUUAACUUAUAAAAGGUUGUCCUUUAUUUUUUCUGUUUAACAUUUUUAGUACUAAGUUUUGAGAUUGAUGUGAUGCUUUUAGCAACACCUAAUCUCAAAACGUACUGAUGCUGUUAAAAUUAGGAAUGUAUGAACUGUUUCUACAUUUGUGAUCACAUCUUACUCAGGACUUAAUAUCAAAACAUUCUUGGUAUAUAUGAAAGUAUGAAAUGAAAAUGAACUAUGAGCUUGACAACGUUCCCGAUUCAUUACAAAUAGUCGAAGCUCUGCUGUAUUACUUUAUAGCUUUUGCAGACAUUUGUUGCAUGGUACAUAUUUAUUGACCUUAUCAAAAUAUUCUUGUUACUCAAUGAUUGUCAAAUAUUUAAAUUGUCCUUGUGAAUGUGUGUUUACUUGUAAGUGGAUUCCUCCCUUCUCGCAUUUGAAGUUUAAGAAACUCUUUAAAGCAAUGUCCACCCAGGUCCUUGCCUCUUGUUGCACCAUGAAUCUGCUGCAAUUUGUUUCUGCUUGGAAAAUCUUGUAUGUCACAAAGUCAAGCUGUGAAAGGAAGUAUGAAAUGAGAUGUCAACUGGUCAAAAAUAUUAUGUUCAAUGUCUCAUCUGAUAUAAAGUUGUAAUCUUUUGACUUUUUCCAAUUUUAUUGAUGUAAGUGUCUUGUGGCUUGUGGCUGUGUGAUAUGGAAAGGGACUUGCGUCGCGCUCAGUCUGCCGGCAGCCCACUAGCGCGGCAUAUCACUCAACCAUCCAAGUCCCAACCUGUUGGUACCAUCCAAUCGGCUGGUAUUUUACUGAAUUUUUAUUUUUAAUACACUAUAGAUGUAUAUUUAUGAAAACAAAAAUGACUAUACUAGAUCUAAUUUAUAAUAGGGUAACAAAUUGUAUAUCUGGCCUCUUUUAAAUUUGUUUUUUCAAUUUGUUUAUUGUUCUUUUUUUUUUUUUUUUUUUUCACCAAUGUUAAAAAUUACUUAUAUUCCAUGGAACAUUGGAAGUCUUCAGGCAUUAGAGAACAUAGCUAUGUGAUAACUGUACUGUACUUUGUUCAACAGACAAAAUAUGAUGUUUGUAAGAUUUCUAAUAAAGAAGUAUAUUGAUUACAUGA
This is a messenger RNA of Thrips palmi, 5910 nucleotides long. It is a transcript of the gene Pi3K21B, whose product is annotated as phosphatidylinositol 3-kinase regulatory subunit alpha. Gene Ontology annotation, biological process: phosphatidylinositol phosphate biosynthetic process; insulin receptor signaling pathway. The transcript has 17 exons. Bases 297 to 3416 code for a protein of 1039 amino acids. Gene Ontology annotation, cellular component: phosphatidylinositol 3-kinase complex. The record is from RefSeq and is a predicted model, not a curated record. Lineage: Eukaryota; Metazoa; Arthropoda; Insecta; Thysanoptera; Thripidae. Gene Ontology annotation, molecular function: protein binding; 1-phosphatidylinositol-3-kinase regulator activity.